AUGACUGUCACAGCGACAACGACUAUGGUGUCCCCCGGCGAAGCGAGCGGGAACAUCAUCGACAUCGGCACGGGCACUGUCCAUAACACCGUCGAAAGCCAGCAGAAGCAGAUGCUACAGCAGAGACUGCUGAGAAAACAGGACGGUAAGCGCUGGCUGCCAACCGCACUUAUAUGGGGAGAUGAAGCCGCUCAUCGUCUUUGGUGGGAGGCCAACACGCUCGAUGAAUUCUAUUCCAUCCGGGACGAAAUCAACCUGCUCAAGCGCUGGGCGCAAGAUAUUGCGCGGCAGGUGCAGGAUUACAGCGUUUUGAUUGACUUAGGCUGUGGGGAUGUCACCAAAGUUUUACCGUUGCUCAAUGAGCUCGAGCGAAACGGGAAAAACGUCCACUACUACGCCCUUGAUAUUUCCAGGAAAGCCCUCGAAAACGUUCUCGCGAAGCUGCCUACCUCGUACCAAGUCGUUAAGUACACAGGGCUGUGGGGAACCUUCGACAACCUCCGGGCCUGGUGCGGUAAUAUCCAAGAGCCCAAGUGGUUCCUUAGCCUAGGGUCCAUCUUCGGCAACGAUGAAUUCCAGAUCGCCACCAACGACCUCAGGAAAUGGGUAUCAGUUAUGCGGCCACAAGACCGCAUGCUACUUGGCCUAGACGCCUGUGAUGAUGAUGAAAAGGUCUGGCGCUCAUACAACGACGUGAAGGACUGUUGGCAUCGAAUGAUCCGCAAUGGCCUUGCACUUUCCAACAAAGUGCUGGGCCAUGAAUGGUACCGACCUGAGGACUGGGAACUCAUUGGUGUGUGUCAGCGUCGAUCGCCUACUUUGACGCAUCAAUGGGUGGCCCGGGCUACCAGGGUGGUUCAUUGUGAACCGUUAGGUCUCUAUCUCGCUCCUGGGGAGGAGGUUGUCACGAAUGAGUGGUAUAAAUAUAGUCCGGAUGGGAUGCAGAAGCAGUUCGAUGCGGUUGGACUUUCCAAUGUUGCGCAGUGGAAGUCGCCUUCAGGACCAGUUUAUGAAUACCUCCUGGCCCUUGCUUAA
Molecule: messenger RNA, 1035 nt
Organism: Aspergillus caelatus
Lineage: Eukaryota; Fungi; Ascomycota; Eurotiomycetes; Eurotiales; Aspergillaceae
Product: histidine-specific methyltransferase
Exons: 3
Coding region: 1-1035 (344 amino acids)
Source: RefSeq, a predicted model, not a curated record